GCAAAAAUUAUAGCAAUUGGGUCCAAUUUUCAUGUCCAAUCCCUGCAUCACCCUCAUCACACUUGAUAAUCCAUCAUUAAAUAUGCUCGUAGCAAUGUAUACGGCAGUAUCAAGGACGUGCUUGCCACUGGAAAUAGUUUUUGGAGCCAUUGACCACACUGUUGUAUUCAGGCUCUCCUUGCUGUUUUGCGUAAAAUCGCCUAAGCAACGAAGGAGCAGGUCAUCGCGACUCAAUUCUUCGUAGAUCGGAAGAAUAGCCUCAUAAACUUGUUCCGACAUAGGCGUUUUAUGAGUGUGCGCUGACCCCGUUGCACGUGCUUUCUGUCACGAGCACCAAGAGUCCUUUCCGGGCGGGCACCGGUUGUGUUGUGGGUUGGCGUCGGUUGAUAAUUUGUGAUGCAAUGUUGCAUAAAUAUCAUUUUUCAUUUUAUCAAUUGAAUCAGGAUUUCUGCAAAUUGCCAGGCCGUAAUAUAUUGACAAUUCAUCUAUUAACUUACCAGUCAACUUGCCUUUUCCCCAAAGUCCUUUUGUUGACUGUUUUAGUUUUCGAAGGCGAGAGCCCAUCCGCUUUUGGACAUGAUCAAUGCACUCCUUCUUUUUAACGAUAAAAUCUUCAUACGGCUGUGAAUCCAUAAUGCCUUUGAAUAUUUUAGAAUCCCCGUCUCCCACGUAGUUGGCAUAUUUCAUAUCGAAUAAUGAUUCGGAACGCUGAAACAUCUCUAUGACGGCAUCUACCUCCUUUCACUCGGUCGGUAAUAGGGCCGCUUAUUAUCGACUUUUUUUUCGUUAUAAGACCAAUUGCAUAUCAUUUUUAUGACUCUAAAGUACAUUUUAAGCCAAAAAAAAUCGAUUUUUCAAAAAUUCUAGAGUGGUGUUACCCCCUAAUAACGGUGUACAAUGUCGGGAUGCCCUCGGGCCGAGGGGGAAAAUCGAAUAAAUUAACGCACGAAGAUGUGGUAAAACGCUCGAUUUUAAAUAUAAAUAAUCAGGAUAAUAUGUGUCUCCCGCGCUCCUUCGUCGUGGCUUGCGUUUAUUGCGAACGCGGUACAAUACGCACGGGCGAACUUCAUAGAAAAUGGGAAAAUAUAAGACACCCAUAUUCCGCGUUGCAAAGACGUUUGGCGGAAGAAUUAACGAGACACGCUGCUAUAGUUAUACCCGAGGAAGGAUGCGGUAUCCCGGAGAUCGAGCGUUUUCAGCAGCUUCUUUCGCUAAAAAAUAUCGCGAUUGUCAUUUAUAAUUUCAGGAGUUUCGGUCGCGGAAUCCCUCCGUUAUAUGACGGACACUCGACGCUAGCCUCUCGUUCUCGUAUAGCCAAUUAUACACGAAAUAUAAUGUAUUACGAGCGCUCGCAGCAUUAUAAGCCUAUUUUAAAUUUAAAAGCCGCCUCGGCUAGUAGAUAUUAUUGCGUUCCCUGUAACAAAGGUUACAGUCAUGGGUCAUCGGUGCUCAAAUACGUGUCCGCAAUGCCUCGGUGCACCGCUGUGCGAGAAGCUAGACGCGCGAUUGAUCGCCUGCGACGCAUGUAACCGCGUGUUUUACGGCGAGAGCUGUUUCGAACGUCAUCGCGCGCCGAAAUCUUACGCCGGCAAGUCGCCGUCGAGUGUCUGCGAUGCCGUGAGAUUUUGCAGCGAUUGCGGGCGUUUGAAAAGAUCGGGCGCAAAACACGCGUGCGGCGCGGCUUAUUGUCGCAUAUGCUGCGCAUCGAAACCGCUGAAUCACUUGUGUUUCAUGCGACCGCUUCAAGGGAGUCACGUAUCGGCAUCGAUCAACGCGAAAGAACUCAAAAAUGUCGACGAAACCGAUGAUAACCACAAUAAUGACGAUGCGAGAACAGAUCGGAAGGGUCGCGCCGCGUUUAUAUUUUACGACUUCGAGACGCGACAGACGAAAUGCUCGAAGGAUGCGCGAACGUUAAAACACACGUAGUUACUCUCUGCGUCGCGCAGCAAACGUGCGAAGCUUGUCUGGGAGAGGACGAUAUGGCGUUGCGAUGUCGUUGGUGCGGGGUGCGCGAAUUUGUAUUUCGCGAUGAUCCGGUAAAACAAUUCGUCAAUUUUGCAACGAGAACGACGAAGCGUUUCUCCUGCUUCAUCUGUAUCGCGCACAAUGUGGUGGCGUUCGACUCAUAGUUCAUCCUGCGCUAACUGGUCGAGAGCGGACGAGGACGAGGACGGACGAGCCGAAAGUAAUAUUAAACGGGACAAAAAUUGCAUUACUAACCAUGGGACGGACAAAAUUUCUCGAUAUCGCUAAUUACAUGUCUAUGCGGCUGUCGGCGUUACCGAAAGCUUUUGGACUGAAGGAUUCCGUCGCCAAAGGCGUAUUUCCGCAUUUAUUCAACACAAUUAAAAAUCAAAAUUAUACCGGGCCGCUACCGGAUAUUGAUUAUUAUUUUCCGGAUACGAUGAAAUCGGACGAACGCGAACAAUUUUUAACGUGGCAAUGACGCGGAAAUGAUGGGUAAAAACGCGGUGUUUAAUUUUCAACAGGAGAUAGUGCGCUAUUGCCGGAACGACGUAGAUAUUUUUCGACGAGCGUGUCUGGCCUAUCGAAAAAUUUUUCUAGACCGCGGAAACGUGUGCCCGUUCGAAGAAUGCACGACUAUCGCUUUGACGUGUAUGAAAAUUUUUCGCAAAAACUUUUUGCGCAAGAAGGAAAUUGGGAUAAUCCCGCUCGGCGGUUAUAGGGGUGUCAACGCGCAAUCGCGUAAAGCGCUGCAAUGGUUAUUGCUGAUGGAGCAUGAGCUCGGAUGCACGAUAAUUCACGCGAGAAGAGGUUGAGAACAGCGUUUAUCGGAAGGCUUGCUCGUCGACGGAUAUUAUGAGACGGAGAAUCCCCGGCAGCAUCACGUGCUGCAGUUUCACGGUUGUUUUUGGCACGGAUGUCUCGAGUGUUUUCGCGUGAACCGCGACUGACCGCUCUCAACCAUGUCACGCGAGGAUACGAUCGAAGCGCGUUACGAGCGCACACUCGUGACAAUGUGUCGUCUUAGAAAACGGGGGUACGUCGUUACGGAAAAGUGGGAGUGUAUUUUCGAUCGGGAGCUGCGCGAAAGUCGUAAGAUACGCGAAUUUGUUGAGAAUCAUCCCAUGUUGAGAAACAAUCCCCUUGAACUUCGCGAGGCGUUCUACGGCGGGCGUAUGGAAAAUAUCGUCACGCGGUACGAAGUUACGGAUACGGAGAAGAUACGCUACGUGGACGUGUAUUCUUUGUACCAGUAUGUGCUGAAGACGGAUGGUUUUCCGCUCGGUCAUCUGGACAUUUACGUGGGUGGGGAGUAUUGCGCCUUGAUCGGAGCAGGCCCCGAUUUUAACUUUGACGCCGUAGAAGGUUUCGUACGUUGCAGAGUGCUCGCGCCGCGUGAUCUCUUUCAUCCGGUACUCCCUUAUCGCGUGAACGAAAAAUUGCUAUUCGCGCUUUGUCGCAGCUGCUGCAAGACAUUUUCUCAGACCGCGUGUACGCACAACGACCCUGCCGAUCGCGAAUUCGAAGGCGCGUGGGUGUCUUGCGAGUUACGCAAAGCUAUCGAGAAAGGUUAUCGCGUCACGAGCGUGAGCGAAAUAUGGAGCUACGAAAUCAUGCGAUACGAUCCGGUUACGCGGCGGGGGGGAUUGUUCACCGACGGAUGGCCGAACGAAUGCGCGAAUGACGAAGGCGGCAAGGAACGGUAUCUGCGCGAAUACGAGAAAGUCGAGGGUAUUGUUCUCAAUAGGGUGAAUAUUUCCCCGAAUCCAGGCUUGCGCUCGGUCACGAAGCUCUGUCUCAACUCCUUCUGGGGUAAAUUCGACCAACGGUCCAAUCUACCGAAUACCGAGAUCGUUAGAACGUGGGAGAGUUUCACGGCUCUGCUCACGAGCUCGGAGCACGGAGCACGAAAUAACAAAUAUGUUGCCCCGCGAUUCGGCGCACUGUAUUUCACGACAUCGUCACAAGAGACGAGACAAAGCAUGCCAGUAUUAUUAAAGCGUAGUUUUAACGACAACGGAUACUCCGUACCGUACGGUUACGUCUCCAGCGAAUAG
This is a messenger RNA of Odontomachus brunneus, 4025 nucleotides long. RefSeq names its product probable DNA polymerase. Gene Ontology annotation, biological process: DNA replication. Gene Ontology annotation, molecular function: nucleotide binding; DNA binding; DNA-directed DNA polymerase activity. The coding region runs from base 2931 to 4025 and encodes 364 amino acids. The transcript is spliced from 3 exons. The record is from RefSeq and is a predicted model, not a curated record. NCBI's taxonomy places the organism in Eukaryota, Metazoa, Arthropoda, Insecta, Hymenoptera, Formicidae.